Dufourea novaeangliae is the source of this 2005-nucleotide messenger RNA. It is a transcript of the gene TpnT, whose product is annotated as nuclear cap-binding protein subunit 3. The transcript has 8 exons. The record is from RefSeq and is a predicted model, not a curated record. Lineage: Eukaryota; Metazoa; Arthropoda; Insecta; Hymenoptera; Halictidae. Gene Ontology annotation, cellular component: cytosol; nucleus. Gene Ontology annotation, molecular function: RNA 7-methylguanosine cap binding; mRNA binding. Bases 159 to 1940 code for a protein of 593 amino acids.
UACGUAACCUCGAUAUUUAUAUAGUUGAAGCUGUGUACCAUAACCUAUCUUGUUGUUUCUUCUGCGUUCCGUAAAUAGUGAUACCAGGAACCUACGUUUCAUGUUUGUCCCAUCGUUUCCCGUAAUAUUGUGAGAGAGCGGACGCGAGAGCUUGAAAAAUGGACGAUCUUAUGGAGGCCAUGGACGUGGAAAUGGUCCCUAUUGAGGAUGACAGCAAAGCUGUUGACUCGGACCAAACCAUUGAGAAAGCAUUUAACAUGAAAAACAAUCAAGUUCCUGAGAAAGUGGAGACUCGUUAUGAGAAUCGUGGUGGUACAUUCACCACAGGCAUAGAUAUAUUCAGCAAAGAGGAGAAGUUGAAAAUGGAAGAGAGAGCUAAACGUUUUGGGUUGACAGAGAAGAUAAAUAAUAGCUUGUCUAAUCAAGAGCAAGACUUGUAUUCCAGUAUGGGUAUUAUAGAAGACAAUGAGAAUACAAAGCAUGUCAGACUAAAUGUGAUACACAUGAGAGGAACUGAAGAUAUGAGCACCAAAGAUGUGUUCAAAUACUUUGAGGACUAUGCUCCGGCAUCCAUUGAAUGGAUCAAUGAUAUUUCAUGCAAUGUUGUAUGGUUAGAUAAUGUAUCAGCAGCUAGAGCUAUGUUAGGAUUGUCGAAAAGGAUUGUGGGUUUAGAAAAAGCAAGUCAGAAAAGUACUAAAACACACGAUAAUCCAGAUGAGGAAAAUAAUGUAACUAAUGAGGACUCUACAGUAGAAAUGGAGGAUGAGAAUGAUAGUACAAACGAUACAUCACAAACAGAUUGUAUUAACAUCAAAAAUAUUAAUUGUCCAUUGCCGCCUGGUUCAUGGAGGAAGGGUAUCGAUUAUCCCAAGUCAAAAGCAAUAUUUCUUAGGUUUGCUAGUAGAGCUGAUAAGAAGCAGCAUAAUGCAGAGAAGAUGAGUGAAUAUUAUAAGAAAUACGGGAAUCCUAACUUUGGAGGUAUCAAAGGAAUCUUAACUGAAUCUCGUAAAAGAAUGUACAAACAAAUUAGACAGACUAAGAAAAGAUUCAAAGAGGAGGAUCAAGAAGAUUCGAAAAAUCAGAAACGGGCAAAGAAUCCAUGGGGUGCAUUGUCAGAAAGUUGGGGUAUGAAUGAUUUUGUAGAAGAUGAUUUUGGGACGACAAAUGAUCACAAAGAUCAAGGACCCAGUGUUAAAGAGAGACUGGGUGUAAAGUAUCCUUCAAAAGAUCCGACGCCUGUACAGGAAAAAGAAACCAGUGAAAGCAGCGAUAGUGAAAAUGACUGGUGCAAAAGAAGUAAAGUACUGAGGAUGCGGAUGCAUGCGGAUGACGAGGAAGAAAAGAUCCACAAAAGACGCGCGAAAAUUCGACAGCAAACAUUGUUGAAUAAUUUCGACAAGGGUAAUGAUUUACGGUCGAGGCUUGGUAGAUCAAGGAAAGCAACGCAGUUCCGUGAUGCGAUCCAAGUGGUUGUGACGAAUACGAAUGCAACGAAGAUGAAUUCGAUAAAAGCUAACGACUCAGAGGAAGAAGAUGGUGAGAUUAUAGAGGAGGACGAAAGUCAAGAAAAGGAGGAAGGUGAGUGGCAAGAAUCCGAUGAGGAAGAACAAGAAGAAGAAGACGAAGAGGAAGAUUAUAGCGAUGAAGAUAGCGAUAGACCAGCAAAAGAAGUUCAAGGCCCUAAAGGCAGUGUAAUAAAAGUGGUUCAGAAUAAACCCCGCGUUGCUUCUACGGUAUGGGCAAGAUUAAACAAUGUAGUAAAAAGCGAAGUCACCGACAGCUCUGUCAAAGACAGGCAAUCAAGAGUACGGGACCUAAGAAGUACUCUAAAAAGCGGUGAUCUUCGAUCUCGUAUCGGUAGUCACACAAGAGGACGUUCUCCUUUAAGGAUAGAAGUAAAAAACGAUAAAUAUACAGAGGAAGGAAGUGAGGCGGAAUAAUUGUUGAUCAAUGAAACGAAUAAACACGCGAGACACGGUUGUGAUGUUACAUUUCAGUAAUGAAC